Argentina anserina (silverweed cinquefoil) is the source of this 4376-nucleotide messenger RNA. RefSeq lists its product as uncharacterized. Lineage: Eukaryota; Viridiplantae; Streptophyta; Magnoliopsida; Rosales; Rosaceae. The record is from RefSeq and is a predicted model, not a curated record. The transcript has 5 exons. The coding region runs from base 482 to 4129 and encodes 1215 amino acids.
CCACCACGGACUCUCUCUCUCUCUCUCUUCGUCUCCCCUCACUGUUUUGGUAUGAUUUUAUAUGCAAUUCAUAUAAAAAUCUCAGCUUUUUGAUAAGAUAUGUAUAUUGUUAAUAGAAUAGAAGCAAAUUAGUUUUUGGAUUAUCUUUUUCUGUUAUGUUUAAUAGAAAUGAGCCUGGUUUGGAUUGGUUCUCUGAUUGCUGUGGUAGAAAUAGAUUCGUAUUUUAUGUCACUGGUUCAGAAAUUUCACAGCGGCUGUUCUUCGUAUGAAAGAUUUAAUCUUUUGUUUACAAUUUUUGAAAAAGAUUCAAUCUUUAUGUUCACUGGUACGAUUUCUAUGUUAUUCUACGAUCCUUAUGAUGUUGGAUGAAUUUGCUGUUGAUCAUUGGUUGACAUUUGAUUUGAGGUUUUUAGCUUCUGAUUGUCAUUUGGAAAGCUUUUUACUUGAUGUAAAAUCUGGUGGGUUUUGAUCAGUUUUAAGAAUGAUGGGAUUUGGGACUUAUGGAUGUGGAGGACCCUAUUUGUCAUCAUCAUCAUCCUCGAGUUUAUCAGCUCUGGCACCACCUUUUACUGUUGAGCGACCUGUUCAUGAUCCCUGUAUGAGCCAAAUGGUGGAUUCCUUUACACCACUUGUGGAGGUAACUGAGCCACCGUAUGCCACCCCUCCGAAUGCAUCUUUGCACAACUGGUUGCCUCCUCACUCUCCUAGUUCAGGGUCCGAUUUGUUUGCCAAUCCUCCCCCAGCAUUCGGUCCAGUGCCUUCAUCCAAUGCGUAUAGAUAUGCAGGCUUGCCAACUGCUGACUCAUUCAGUACGAAUUUGCCUCCUAUGAACACCGUAAGCACGCCUUUGUCCAAUGCAUGUACUUAUGAUCAAGGCUUGGAUGUUGUGGCGACUAGCUUGGUGGAAGCUAAACCGUAUUAUCCAUCUUAUUUAUCACCCGCACUUCGUGGUGAUAGUCCCAUGGUGGCUCCUGAUCAACCUAGUUAUGACUGGCUAUCUACUACUCAGUUUGCUCCCUCGGAUGGGUCAUCUCAAAAAGAGUACACUCAAAGGCCCUCUUCAAAGUAUACAGCUCAUUGGGGUGGCUCAUGGAAUGGACCAGCAGAGUGGGAACAGGGUAAGCAGGGACAAUUUGAUGGAAGUUUUGGCCCAAAGGAGACUGAUGCAUCUAGUUUGCCUUAUAAGAAUUACCUGAACCAAGAACCUCAUUCCUCCAAUAGCUUGAAAAAAUAUGAAAUAGCUUCCCACAAUAUCCCAGAAUGGAAUGGAUCUAUGAACGCAGAGCAUGUAGGUGAUAAAUCCUAUGUAGGGAGAAAUUCCAAAUUCAGCCCCAUUGACUUUACAAAACCGAUGAUGGGAUCCUUUUCAGUGGUGCCAGAAACCCAUUCUAAGGCACCAUCCUCACCUUUUGUCAUGAAGUCUACUUAUGGUGGUUCAUGUGAGAAAAGACAGCACGAUACUACGUGCAGUGAUAUCACAUCCAUUUCAAAGCCCUCCCCUGGCUUUAUCAUCAGACCAUCAGCUAUUGGCACUAAAUCUUCAGAACCAGAGAUGGGUCUAUUCAAAAGAUUGAAUUCAGGAAGAGAUGCAGCAAAUGCCGAUCAUGUUGGUUAUUAUCCCUCACAGGAGUCUCAUCUGCGUCAAAGUUUUGUAGGCAAAGUUACUCCUUUUGAUUCAAGCCAACUCGCCAUUCACCUAGGAAGGAUUGAUCCCUUCUCUGUGGAAUCAUCAUCAACAAAGGACAAAGCACUGUCAAAUAAUGGAAGUAUCAACAAUGAUUCCUUGGACCAUUUUUUUAAAGUUAAAUCUGGACUCCCAAAUUGUCAUGUUAAUCAGGAAGGUUUUGAUGCCGCAGCUAAUAUCAAUGAUUCGAUCAGCUCUUUUCUGAAUUCCUCUGAGAAUGUGGAUCCUAACAAUCCAUCUGUGGAUUCACCAUGCUGGAAAGGAGUUCCUGGUAGUUGUUUUUCUCCAUUUAAAGCAUCUGAAGGAGUUCCAGAAAAGAUGAAGAAACAAGAUGGCUGCAAUGGCUUGAAUCUUAAUAUGCCAAUGAUCUUCUCACUAAACACAGGUGAAGAUAUCUCCUCCCAAAAGCCGGUUGAGUACCAUGAAUUUGGAUGGCUGGGAAAUGGUUUGCCACCUCCAUUAAAGAAAUAUUCUGUGGGGAAUUCUGCUUUUGGAGAACAUAGAGUAGAUGAUACCAUGAAGACUACCUAUUACCCAGAAUCAAGCCAUGAUAUUAAAACCCCUAAUUCAGAGAGUGGAGACAAGUUCUCAAGUCUCUUUGAGCAUUCUCAUAUUGUGCAACAAGAUUCUGGAGAAGGUAGACUACCAACUGAAACAAAGAACACAACAGGGAGUGUUGGUGCCGAUGUUAACUUGAAUAUUAAUGACACCUUGGAAUGUGGUUCAUCUCAUACCUCUCCUGUCAAAAGUACUGUUUGUGCUCACUCUUUAGUGGAUGCUACUACAAAGCUUACCAAAGCAGAUGGGGAAGAAUCAAUUAUGAAUAUGGAUGUCCAGAUGCUGAUUAAUACCAUGAAUAGCUUGUCGGAAUUGCUGCUUACUAAUUGUUCAAGCAGUUCACGUCAAUUGAAGAACAAAGAUCUUGAUGCCCUAAAAACUGUGAUUAGUAACUUGAAUAGCUGCAUAUUGAAGCAUGAGGAGAAUCUUUCAUCCAUACCAGAAUCACCCUCUGUCCAGCAAAGUACUCUCAAGUAUAUCGAAGAGUUAAGCAAGCAUGAUGAAAAUGUGUUGUCAAUGCCAGAUUCACCCCCUAUCCAGCAAAGUACUCUCCAGUAUGUUGAAGAGUUAUGCAAGCCAAAUAAGGCUUUGAGCCCAGACAUGCCGCAGUUGUCCAAGAUAUUUGCUCCUAGCAUUCAGGAUCCACUUGAUCUUCAGGGUGUUCAGAGACUAACGAAUUAUGGUAGUUUUGUUAAGAAUGAUGACGAGGUUAUAGCUUCUGUUUCUGCGAAAAGUGACAUUGAUUUGCUGAAACAAGAUGAGAUGACUCAGGCUAUAAAGAAGAUUCUCAGUGAGAAUUUCCACACUAAGGAUACACACCCUCAGACUCUUUUGUACAAGAAUCUUUGGCUUGAAGCUGAAGCUUCAUUAUGUUCCACCAAUUACAAAGCCCGUUUUAAUCGUUUGAAAAUUGAAAUGGAAAAGUGUAAGGCUGACCUAUCCAAAGAUGUUUUUGAACACGAUAUGAUGACACAAUUGAGGUCUGACGUUCCUGCUAACUCAAACCCAGUUGAGAAAUUGACACCUGAAGUUCAGGAUUGUCCAUUGCCAAAGUUUAACCCCCAGGAGUUACCUUCUCUAAAUCAUGAAGAUGACGAUGUUAUGGCAAGAUUUCAUGUUUUGAGGAGCCGCAUUGAGAACUCAAGUUCCAUGAAUGCUACUAAUGGGGAUGGAUCCAGCUCAAGUCUAUCUCUUUUCCCUGACGAGGUUGACAAGGUUGCACCUGAAACAGAUGCUAGGCCCUCACCUAGGAUCUCCCUCCAGGACUCUCCCACAUCUAGCAUAACUGGCCUGACGAAUGAUUAUGAGGCUUCUGUUAUGGCCAGAUUUCAUAUUAUAAGAGAUCGGGUUGAGAACUCAAAAUUCAUUAGUGAUGCCAAUGUGGAAAAUCCAGUGAGCUUUAAGGUCUCUUGUGAACAUGAGGCUGACGAAGUUGCACCAGAAACAACUGAUGAUGGCUCAAUUCAGGAUUACCCUGUUUCGACCACAACUAGCCAUGCAAAUCAGUAUGAGCAUUCCGUUUUAGCCAGAUUUAAUAUCCUCAAAUCUCGGGUUGACAACUCUGGUGACAAACCUGCGGUAGGGGAACCUCAGGAACAUGGUGAUCUUGGGUAUGCGGGUAAGAGAAACCUUGGGCCUAUUAUUUGCAACAGAUCACAGGAUGGAAGUUCAGAUGUAAAAGAACAACCUGUUUUGCAGAGUCACAUAGCUGACAAUAACGAAGGCAACUAUAUGGCCGCAAGGGAGUUCCGUCUGUUCUUUGAAGAUGAUCCCGGUCACAUGAUCAACAGGCCUGCGAAUCAGCUUCCUGCCGUUUGUCCAGAUCGGAGCUCUUCAUCAGAUUGGGAACAUGUCAUGAAGGAGGAGGCUUGGGGACACAGUUGUUGAACCUGAUGCCGGAUGUACUAUGAUUAAUUACAUUGCUUUGCUGGUUGCUUGAAAAAAUUUAUAACUCUUCAACUUUCCAAGUUUGUAAAAUGAUAAAUCGUCGCCUACAACGACGAGGGUGUAAAUGACUUUGGUAUGGUAUGUACAAAGUGGAACUUGUGCAGAUGUCAUGAACAUGUGUUCUGUACUACUCAUGAGUUCAUAAUCAUUGUCAGGAGUCAGGACACUCGCAUUGCUUACUGUAUGU